This is a messenger RNA of Oppiella nova, 1620 nucleotides long. NCBI's taxonomy places the organism in Eukaryota, Metazoa, Arthropoda, Arachnida, Sarcoptiformes, Oppiidae. The record is from the annotation of a GenBank genome assembly.
CUGUUGGGCGCCUCCGAGGCCCGGAAGCAGCGUCUCCUCAAAAUGCAGGACCAGUUCAAGCAAAUCGAGGACCUGUUCCUCACGUUCGCGAAGAAGGCGUCGGCGUUCAACUCGUGGUUCGAGAACGCGGAGGAGGACCUGACGGACCCCGUCCGGUGCAACUCCAUUGAGGAGAUCCGUGCGCUGAGGGACGCCCACCACCAGUUCCAACAGAGCCUGUCGGGCGCUCAGCGCGACUUCGAGGUGUUGGCCCAACUCGACCGCCAGAUCAAGAGCUUCAAUGUCGGCCCCAAUCCGUACACGUGGUUCACGAUGGAGGCGCUGGAGGACACGUGGCGUAACCUCCAGAAGAUCAUUCAGGAGAGGGAUGUGGAGCUCGCGAAGGAGUACCAGCGCCAGGAGGAGAACGAUAGGCUGCGCCGCGAGUUUGCGAAGUACUCGAACGCCUUCCACCACUGGAUUACGGAGACCCGGUAUGUGUGGCCAUUGGCUGCUGAGGGGAAGGGCACCUCCUCGAUGAUGGAGGGCUCGGGCACUCUGGAGGCGCAACUGGACGCCACGCGUCGUAAGGCGGCCGACGUGAGGGCCAAGCGGUCGGACCUGAAGAAGAUCGAGGACUUGGGCGCCAUUCUCGAGGAGCACCUGAUUCUCGACAACCGCUACACCGAACACUCGACGGUAGGCCUGGCCCAGCAGUGGGACCAAUUGGAUCAGCUCGGGAUGCGAAUGCAGCACAACCUCGAGCAGCAGAUCCAGGCGCGCAACCAGUCGGGUGUGUCUGAGGACGCGCUGAAGGAGUUCUCGAUGAUGUUCAAGCACUUCGACAAAGACAAGUCCGGUCGACUCAACCACCAGGAGUUCAAGUCGUGUCUCCGGGCGCUCGGCUACGACCUGCCGAUGGUCGAGGAGGGACAGCCCGACCCGGAGUUUGAGCAGAUCCUCAAUGCGGUCGACCCUAACCGCGACGGCUACGUCUCGCUGCAGGAGUACAUGGCGUUUAUGAUCAGCCGGGAGACGGAGAACGUGACCACCAGUGAGGAGAUCGAGAAUGCCUUCAGAGCCAUCGCCGCCAAUGAGAGGGCGUAUGUGACCGCCGAUGACCUCUACCAGAAUCUGACGAAAGAGAUGGCGGAGUACUGUAUGAGACGAAUGAAGAAAUACGUGGACCCGAAGACGGGUCGGGAAGUGGCCAAUGGUUACGAUUACAUCGACUUCACGCGCACUCUAUUCCAGAACUGAUCCCAACUCUGGGCUCAACAACACAUAAACCAAUCGUUUUGUGUUUUAUUAAUAUUUCUUUUAAUUAAUGUUUUUAUUCGUAGUUUUAUUACUAUUAUUAUGAUUACGAUUCAAAUCAAACGCUAUUUUGCAACACAUAUAUAUAUAUAUAUAUAUAUAUAUCCGCUAUAUUUACCGCACCGGUAGGGAACGGCUGCUAAUAGUUUAUAUACAGUAUAAGAAUUCACGUAAUAUUUACAAAACUAUUAUAUCUAUGAAGAGCUUUAUUAUCGCAUUAUUUAAGAGCUAUUUAUUUAAAUUUAGAAACAAAUCACGAAUCAAACCAUUAGUCUAUUUAUAAGAGUUUUUGAAAUUUAUUUUUAGUUUCGUUUACUUUUUGGA